AUGGCUCCAAAGAGAACCUACUGCACAGGUUAUAAUGGCCUCACUUGGGACGUGAAAGCAAACAACCGUCACUUCCACAGAGAGAAGCAGAAGAAGUCUUUUUUGUGCUUCACAUGGGGGCGUUACGCUGACAAUGUGACCCGCAGCUACAAGUACACCGUCCUGACUUUCUUGCCUCUGACGCUGUUUGAGCAGUUCCAGAGAGUGGCCAACCUCUACUUCCUCCUCAUGGUUGUGCUGCAGUGUGUUCCUGCCAUCUCCUCUGUGCCCUGGUACAUCAGUUUCAUCCCAUUGGUGUCUGUGCUGUCUGUGAGAGCCAUAAAAGACCUUGCCAAUGAUAUGACAAGGAGACGGAGCGACUCUGCCAUCAACUCUCGACCCUGUGACAUACUCAUUUCUCAGAGGUUUGAAACACUGCAGUGGCAGGACAUAUGUGUGGGAGAUAUUCUUCGCAUCCAUAAAGACCAAGUCAUUCCUGCGGACCUUCUUUUAUUGUGUAGCUCAGAGCCUCACAGUCUAAGUUAUGUAGAGACUGCAGAUAUAGAUGGUGAGACCAACCUCAAAUACAAACAGGCCCCAGGCGUAACACACAAUGAGCUGACCAGUACACCCUCAGAGGAGAGCCUCUCUGCUUUUGAUGGCACAGUGCUGUGUGAAGAGCCCAAUAAUCGGCUGUACACUUUCAGAGGGCAGCUGCACUGGAGAGGACAGCGCAUUCUGCUGGACAGCGAUCAUAUACUUCUGAGGGGCACCGUCCUACGCAACACAGAGUGUGCCUAUGGCAUUGCGAUAUACACUGGCACUGACACCAAGAUCCUGAAGAACUGUGGAAAACUGCGGGUGAAGAAGACUCGGACUGAAAAAGUGUUAAAUAAAGCUGUCAUUGGGAUUGUACUGACUGUACUUACAUCUGCGCUGCUCCUGUCCAUUGGUGGUGGACUGUUUGCAAGUCAGGUGAUGGAGCAAACAGAAGUGCUUGCCGCCCUGGUGGUUGAUGGGAAUCCUGCAUACUCGGGAUUCCUUGUGUAUUGGAGCUACAUCAUUCUCCUCAGUCCUGCCAUGCCCAUCGCUCUCUAUAUCACGUUUGAGAUGAUUCACACAGUCCAUAGCCUUUUCAUUCGAUGGGACCUUAACAUGUAUUGGGAAAAAUUGGACAAAUGUGCUGAGGCGAGGAAUACUUCUCUGAAUGAGGAGCUUGGUCAAGUGGAGUACCUCCUGAGUGACAAAACAGGAACCCUGACCCAGAACGUUCUGCUCUUCAGACAGUGCUGCAUCGCUGGAGAGGUCUAUGGGGAUGUGUCUGUUAGCGCUGAAGAUACAAAGCCCAUGGACUUAAGCUGGAACCCGUACUCGUGUGGGGGGCUCUUCAUGUCCGCUCCAGAACUUGUGCAGAAACUGAGAGGACAGCAGUGUGGCUUCAGCAGGGAGUUCUUCAGGGCACUGUCAUUAUGCCACACUGCCAUGGCUCAAUACAAGAAUGGAGCCCCUGUGUACCAAGCUGCUUCCCCAGAUGAAGAAGCUCUUGUUGGGGCAGCCCGGGAGUUAGGUUGGGCCUUUAUUUCCAGGACUAGAGACUUCAUCAUUAUCUCAGAGCUUGGUGUGCAAAGGCAGUAUCAGCUGUUGGCACUGCUAGACUUUACCAGCAAGAGAAGGCGCAUGUCUGUGCUUGUGCGGGAGCCAGAGGGUGGGUUAAAGCUUUACAGCAAGGGAGCAGACAUAGUGAUCCUGGAGAGAUUGCAGAAGGACUGUCCACACCAGGAACGGACUGAAAUAGCCCUGGAGGUGUUUUCAGAGUCGUGUUUAAGGACGUUAUGUGUAGCAGUUCGGUCAGUUUCUGAAGAGGUAUGGGAAAAGUGGAGUAAAAGUCUGUCCCAGGCAUCCGAAAUGAUCCUGUCUGAGCGCGAGGUCGUCCUUGACCAACUGUAUGAUGAAAUGGAAAGAGACCUGCUGCUUCUGGGAUUAACCGCCAUUGAAGACCGGCUUCAGGAGGGUGUUCCAGAGACCAUUGCUAUGCUUCAACAGGCUGGACUUAAAGUAUGGGUCCUGACUGGGGACAAAAAAGAAACUGCAGUAAAUAUUGGAUAUGCUUGUAAGUUACUGGAUGCUGAUACAAGAUUACUGGAAUGGCAUGAACUGAGACAGAUCCUGCAGUCCCCAGACCCACAGGUUUCCUUCAGCAAGGCCAGACAGACAGAGCUGUGGGCUGUAGACAAAGAGAUGGCUGGAACAAAAACUGCUGUGGUGCUCACUGGACCCGAGCUGGCAGAGUUUGUACAGAAACCUGAGUGGGGGGCUGCUUUGAUGAAGUUGGCGUCACAGUGCCAGUCUGUUCUCUGCUGCCGUGUGACACCAGGACAGAAGGCGGACAUAGUUAAACUAGUGCGGAAACACACAAAGUCCAUCACUUUGUCCAUCGGGGAUGGAGCCAAUGAUGUAAACAUGAUUAAAACGGCUCAUGUUGGUGUGGGACUGGUCGGGGUGGAGGGGGGCCAGGCUGUGCAGAAUGCAGACUUCUCUCUGUGCCAGUUCAGAUUUCUGCAGAGGCUGCUGCUGGUCCAUGGACAUUGGUCUUAUCUUCGGAUCUCAGUCUUCCUGCGAUACUUCCUGUUUAAAACGUGCAGCUUUGCCCUUGUUCACAUAUGGUUUGGCCUGUUCAAUGGAUUCAGUUCUCAGUCUUUGUAUGAGACUUGGUUCAUUGCAUUUUACACAGUUUUCUACACAUCAAAUCCAAUUCUGUGUGUAGCUUUUUUUGAGAAGGAUGCAAAUGCAGAGGACUGUUUGAAAUAUCCGGAGCUGUACUUGUCUGGACAGAAAAAUGAAUUGUCCAGCCCUGUUAUGAUGUUGAUGAGCCUGCUGUAUGCUGUCUACUCAUCACUCAUUCUCUUCUUCAUCCCGUGUGGCGUCUUCUUCAACACACCAUUCGACUUCCAAACUAUGUCUGUCACCGUUGCUAUGGCAGCGACAUUUGCAGCCACCAUAGAGAUCUCGCUUCAGACCAAACACUGGACCAAGUUUAACAUCGCCUCUGUGUGUGUGUCGGUGAUUAUGUACUUCCUCUGCACCAAAAUCACCCACAGCGAACGACUGUUUAAGAGAGCACAAAAAGACUACUACUUCAUUGGAGCAGCUGAUAAGGCCUUCAUUGAUCCGGUGGUGUGGCUCACAGCGCUGCUUACUGCCUGGACAGCUGUUUUGCCCUCGGUCACAAUCCAUGCUUUCAAUGUCAUUCGCAAAGGCAACGACAAACACAAGGUGCAUAGCAUCUCUCCCAAGGCCGUGGAGCUGAAGUCGCAGUUGGGGUCGCAGACAUCUCUUCGGCGUUCGUCAUUCAUUCGGCGUAGAGCCAUGACAGCCAAUGAAUUCACUGUUACCCCUAGAGGGAGCUUUCCGAGCACAGUGCCACCAGUGGACCAGAAGGUGACUGCAACCAAACCCACCACAGCCUCUGACGCCUAUUCUUUUCUAUGAAGCACUACAUUGUUGCCAAAAGUGGGAAAAUGAAACAGAGCCUAACUUGAUUUUACAGACAAUGGGAGUGUCAUAUUGCCUGCUCUAGCCUAUUUUUAUAUU
This is a messenger RNA of Periophthalmus magnuspinnatus, 3570 nucleotides long. RefSeq names its product ATPase phospholipid transporting 8B3 (gene atp8b3). NCBI's taxonomy places the organism in Eukaryota, Metazoa, Chordata, Actinopteri, Gobiiformes, Gobiidae. Gene Ontology annotation, cellular component: plasma membrane. Gene Ontology annotation, biological process: Golgi organization; phospholipid translocation. Bases 1 to 3468 code for a protein of 1155 amino acids. The record is from RefSeq and is a predicted model, not a curated record. The transcript has 27 exons. Gene Ontology annotation, molecular function: ATP hydrolysis activity; ATPase-coupled intramembrane lipid carrier activity; ATP binding.